Messenger RNA from Arachis duranensis, 587 nucleotides. RefSeq names its product acyl carrier protein 1, chloroplastic. The record is from RefSeq and is a predicted model, not a curated record. Gene Ontology annotation, biological process: fatty acid biosynthetic process. Gene Ontology annotation, molecular function: acyl carrier activity; phosphopantetheine binding. Lineage: Eukaryota; Viridiplantae; Streptophyta; Magnoliopsida; Fabales; Fabaceae.
AUCAAAGGAAGGAGAUUUCCAUCAAUUACAUUGCAGCCUACAGGACGUAGGUUUCAAGUUACAUGCGCGACGAAGCAGGAGACAGUGCAGAAGGUCUGUGACAUAGUCAAGAAGCAAUUGGCACUGCCAGAGGGUUCAAGUGUCACUGGAGAGUCCAAGUUUGCUGCCCUUGGAGCUGAUUCUCUUGACACAGUUGAGAUUGUGAUGGGACUGGAAGAGGAAUUCGGUAUCAGCGUCGAGGAGGAGAGCGCACAGAGCAUCACCACCGUUCAAGAAGCUGCUGACAUGAUUGAUAAGCUUCUCGAGAGCAAGACUGAUUAAGUCCAUUUUGUAGCAGUUUUCUUUUUUCCUUUUUCCUUCUUUUUUGUGUGCGUGGCUAUUUUGAUGUCCUAAGUUUAAUUUAUCUUUCGUAUUUUGAUGUCCUAAGUUUAAUUUAUCUUUCGUAUCUCAGUUUGAUUGUUACUCAAGUAAUUGCGAGAUCUAUCUUGGAACUGAAGUAGGAUUACUAUAAUACUAGUUUUCUGUUUCUUAAAACAUGUAUUUUUCUCCUUAUCAUUGAAAUUGGUCUUUAAAUUCGCUUUCUAAAA